ACAUUCCUCCCAAAAUACCGCACCUACCUGUCAGUUAGCUUGUGAAAAAACAUCUUAUUGAUUCACUGCCUUGUCAGCUGGUACGACAGUAAGAAGUGUUAAAAGCCCCUAAACUGAUUUUCGAUGUGGAGACUGGGCUUGACUCUUUAAAUUGAUCUGUCUCAGGCUAGAGUAAAAUGUCUGCACUUUUUGAUCUUUGGUACAGUGUUGUGAUAAUGGGUGUGCGUAAGUUUACAACUGUUCGUUAGACGUCAGUGAGUUUUGUGUUGAUAUAUCCGCUAUGGAUUUGUCUAAAAUGAAAAAUGAAAGGAAGCUAUAUCUAUGUCGAUGGUACUUCAGAGCGGGCUUUGCAUUUUUGCCAUUUCUGUGGUGCAUAAAUGCUAUAUGGUUUUUUCCGGAAGCAUUCAAACGACCAGAGUAUGAAGAGCAAAAGCCUAUCAAGAAAUAUGUGAUUUUAUCUGCGAUUGGAGCUAUUAUUUGGACUAUAAUUCUGGUGUCGUGGAUUGUCAUGUUUCAAACACACAGAGCAGAAUGGGGAGCUACAGCUGAUUACAUGUCGUUCAUUAUACCAACUGGGGUCCCGUAACUGCAGAAUGCUGGCACUUUGUGGUUUGUGCUAAUCAUUUGUUAUGAGAAGGAGACUAUAAACUGUGAGCCUGUGAUUUUUCAUUAUCUUAAUAAUACUGAACCUAUUGGGAGACAAACUUUGUUUUAAAAGAAGCAUUGUAAAUAUAAUGUAGUAUUGGAAUAAACUUGAGAAACACUGUCAAAA
Molecule: messenger RNA, 772 nt
Organism: Schistocerca piceifrons (Central American locust)
Lineage: Eukaryota; Metazoa; Arthropoda; Insecta; Orthoptera; Acrididae
Gene: pen-2
Product: gamma-secretase subunit pen-2
Exons: 3
Coding region: 281-586 (101 amino acids)
Biological process (GO): Notch receptor processing
Cellular component (GO): gamma-secretase complex
Source: RefSeq, a predicted model, not a curated record